CGGGAGAAGGGACAGGCUAGGCAGGCUCCCCGUACGGGCGUUAUCGAUGGCAGCGCGGGUGUGAGUCGCAAUUGCACGGCGAUAAUUGCUUCUUUCCGCGAUUAUUGCGCGGCCAGUGCGGAUUGUGGCUGUCGCGUCGCGCGUCAGCGAUACGCUCAAGGUCGCCGGCGCGGGACAACAACGAGGAGGGACGAGCGGAGCUGCGAUAGCGGCGGCGGCGGUGGCGGCGGCGGCGACGUCGACGACGGCGACGGCGGCGAUUCAUACGCACGCCGUGCGUGUCUAUUGCGUCGCGUAACGUCCACGCCGGGAAACAUCUGUUCCCGAAGACGAGCGUAUCAGCCCGCGCGUGGUGCCGCCUGCGAAUUAAAGUCGCCGAUUAAAUUGAUUCAAGUUUCGGCCGGAGUCAACCAUAAGAUUCGAGUGCUGACCCCUCGGACGGAGCAUCCGAUUGAUGUAACGUAACGAGAACUUUGUUUGCGUCAGAGAGAUUACAACUGUCUGACAAAAUGGCGCUGUGGCUGAAAGCGCAGCAACUGUCGCAGGAUUCGUUGCAAAAGGUGCGCAAUAUAUACGGUGAACAUUUCCCGAUCGAAGUGAGGCACUUCCUGUCGUCGUGGCUGGAGGAAAAGAUGUGGAAUAACGUAGACACGGAGAACCCGCAGUUCGAGCACUACGUAAACAACUUUGUCGGAUCGCUGAUACUCGAGCUGGAAUCGAAAGCAAACACCCUUACCACGGAAGAUAUGUUUGUAACGAAGAUGAAAUUGAUAGAGGCUGCUACCAUGUUCCGACAAAAAUACACGGAGAAUCCGAUGAUGUUGUAUAAAAUAAUUAGACACUGCUUGGGCACGGAGAUGAAAUUGGUGGCAGAAGCGGAACAUUUAGGAGGUUUAAUAACCAAUGACAGGGUCAAUUUGAUGAUAGGCGACACAGUUACGGAAAUAGCUCAUCAGGUCGAUAUAUUGCGGCGAAAGACGUACGAGACCGGGGAGGACUUGCGAAAGAUCGAACAGGAGCAGGAGUCUUUCGCUCUCAGUUAUCACGAGUGCACGAAACUGAAUGCCCAUUUGCAACAUAUCACUAUGCAGGUGCAGAACCAGCAGAACAUGGAACUGGGGAAAAAGAUUAGGAGACAAAAGGAGCAGCAGGACCUGCAACUGAGUCAAAAGGUUAACGGCGUGGUUCGCCUACGUUUGAUGCUCAUGGAGAAACUGGACGAUAUUAUAAAAAAGUUGAACAUUCUGCAAUCGAGGAUUCUCGACGACGAGCUUAUAAGAUGGAAGAGAGAUCAACAACUGGCUGGUAACGGUGCAAAUUUCGCGUCCAACAAUUUAGACUCGAUUCAGGAAUGGUGCGAGAGUCUCGCCGAGCUGAUCUGGCAGACACGGCAACAGAUCAAGGAAGCGGAACGCUUGAAGCAAAAGUUCCAGUGCGAGCCACCAGGCAUACGAGAUACUCUCCCGAGUUUGAAUACUCAAAUUACACAAUUUCUCAGCUCGCUUGUGACAAGUACCUUUAUCAUUGAGAAACAACCACCGCAGGUCAUGAAGACCAACACUCGUUUUACGAGUACAGUGCGCCUACUUGUCGGAGGCAAAUUGAACGUUCACAUGACGCCGCCGCAAGUAAAGGUGAGCAUAAUUAGCGAAACACAGGCAAACGCUUUGCUGAAAAGCGAGAAGAUGGCAAAAUGCGGCGAGGUCAGCGGCGAGAUUUUGAAUAACACUGGCACAAUGGAGUACCAUCAGGCGACGAGGCAACUCUCGGUGAGUUUCCGCAACAUGCAACUGAAGAAGAUCAAGCGCACGGAGAAGAAGGGCACGGAAUCCGUGAUGGAUGAGAAAUUUUCAUUGCUGUUUCAAUCGCAGUUUUGUGUUGGCGGGGGCGAAUUAGUAUUUCAAGUUUGGACCCUGAGCUUGCCCGUGGUCGUGAUAGUACACGGCAACCAGGAGCCGCAUGCAUGGGCUACGGUCACUUGGGACAACGCGUUCGCCGAACCAGGUAGACAGCCGUUUCAAGUGCCGGAGAAAGUGCCGUGGGCACAAGUGGCGGAGGCGUUGAACAUGAAGUUCCGCUCGGCGACCGGUCACCCUUUGACCGAGGACAAUCUCCGAUUUCUCGCGGAGAAGGCAUUCCGAAGCAAUGGCAAUUCGGUUGGUCAGGAUUAUUCGAACAUGCUGCUGAGCUGGGCGCAGUUUUGCAAAGAGCCGCUACCCGAAAGAAACUUCACCUUCUGGGAAUGGUUUUAUGCCGUUAUGAAAUUGACCAGGGAACAUCUGAGGGGUCCGUGGAUCGACCGAUACAUCCUCGGAUUCAUCCGGAAGAAACAAGCGGAAGAGAUGCUGGCAAACUGCGCGGUUGGCACCUUUUUGAUGCGUUAUUCCGACUCGGAGCUCGGUGGUAUUACUAUUGCCUGGGUCGGAGAUCAAGCAGCAGCCGAACAUGUCUUCAUGCUGCAGCCGUUUACUAGCAAAGACUUUGCUAUUCGAAGCUUGGCCGAUCGUCUUGCCGAUAUGCAACAUUUGCAGUAUCUCUAUCCAGAUAUCACUAAGGAUACUGCCUUCGGCAAAUAUUAUACUCCAUUCACAGACAACCAAACUCAAACGUCAAACGGAUACGUCAAGCCAUAUUUAGUGACCCAUGUGCCAGGUUGGGGCACUCUGCCCGGCAUUGGUGGUCAAACGCCGUCCCACUCGUCCGUAACAGGUAUGAGCAACAACGGUCAGAGCGGCCCGGGUGGAAGUUAUCCUGCCACACCGCAGACUGUGUUUCAACCGCAUAGUCCACCAGAUCCAUCCACGCGGGAUACUCCAUCCGUAGCAUCAAGCUACGCUCCGGGUCUCGGCCAGUCAGGCGUUGGGCAGCCAGGUUCGGACAUGGACUACAUGGAGAUGAUCAGUAACAACGAGUUAUCGUCGAUCGACGAAAAUCUCAACUUGGAUCACUUGAACAACUUCGGCUUCGACUUCAUGCAGUACAACCAAUCUACCAAGCUGCAAUAGGAGGUAUGCCUACGAGAUUAGCCGUCGUCCUCGAGACACGACGGCACAUCCGUAAUGAUCGCCGUUACGGGCCUAAUCCCCCGAUCUUUCUUCGAUCUCUAUUUAUCAGUCACGCCGAGGCGCACCGGAGGCAAUCGAAUGCAAUUGUAUUGCGAAUUGUUAACAGGGGAGGGAUUAUUGAUCUAUCCUAGAACGAUACAAUUUUACAUAUUUUUUUUUCUUUUUCUCUCUUCUCUUAUUUUAUAACAACCAUUUACAGCCAGUGUUUUGUAGCUACGAAAAUUGGCUUUCUUAUAUCUUUAGAGGAUUAUAGGAAGAUUGUUAUCAACACUUUUACCUAAUAUGAUACAUAUGUAAUAUAUCUCUGUUGAUCUUGUUCUUUCAUACUCAAGUUGCACUGACUGAGCAAUACAUUCGAGAGCUCUUGUGUAAAUCAUAUGAAAUUGUGUCACGCGAUUCACUAUUAAAUAGAUCGAAGGUAUUCGUGUCUAUUUAAUGGCUCGAACUGUCGUUACGACAAAAUUGUGAUUUUUUUUUAAAUUAAUAUAAUACCUUUUAAUAGAAAAAAGCAAUUCUUAGCUUCAGUGUUUUCGUAUGUUCUAAAUUUAUUAAUUCUUCUAGUGAGACAACCAAAAAUUGUUUUUUCGUAUUCGUUUCCAUUAAUGAUUUCAUUAAUGUUAUCGAAUUAUCUCCUUAAGCUCUUCGUAUGUACCAUUUUUUUUUUUUGGUAACAUUCAUCAAUGUAAUUUAAGUUCUUACACGAUGUAAAAGAGAGUUAGUACAAAGAUUUAUAUAUUAUUGUCUAUAACAUAUGAAGUGCUAAGAGAGUAAUUAUAGAAUUGUAUGUCGCUUGUGAAUAGCAGAUUCUAAGCUACUAAGCAAAUACUUAUAAUAUUUACAUAUAGAAAUUGAUAUAAUAAUUAUUUUUGUUAAAUAUUUAGAUCGUUUUAUA
This is a messenger RNA of Vollenhovia emeryi, 3957 nucleotides long. It is a transcript of the gene Stat92E, whose product is annotated as signal transducer and activator of transcription 5B. Gene Ontology annotation, biological process: defense response; cell surface receptor signaling pathway via JAK-STAT; regulation of cell population proliferation. Gene Ontology annotation, molecular function: DNA-binding transcription factor activity, RNA polymerase II-specific; RNA polymerase II cis-regulatory region sequence-specific DNA binding. Lineage: Eukaryota; Metazoa; Arthropoda; Insecta; Hymenoptera; Formicidae. The record is from RefSeq and is a predicted model, not a curated record. Bases 510 to 3005 code for a protein of 831 amino acids. The transcript has 10 exons.